AUGUGCGAAAGACUCUACAGUCGCCGGCCAUUGCAAUAUUGUACUGAACAAGCACUGAAUGGACAUCAGCUAUCCUCUCCACGUGUGAAUAACCGUAUGUUUGUGGAUGAUCUGAAAAAUCUUCGAAACUUAAAAAACCAGCAAACAGUGGAGGCCAGUGCUACGAAUGGUGUUGUUCCGGGUAUCCAGGCGAGGACUCAUUUGGUGGAUCGAACUUCUGCAAAUAGUACUACAAUAGGUGCAGCCUCAAUUGCAGGUUCAUUUUACUUCUUACUGUUCGCCGAAAUGGCAUGCACUGAAUCAGUGGUAGCUACCAAUCGCAGCUUAGCUUUGCAUCUGCAAGUUAUCUCGGCGAUUCGUCUGUUUCCUGAUAAAACAGAGCAAGGAUGGAUUAGACUUGCGAGGACUGCAAGGGCAGGGCAUUGUGAAGACAAUAAAAAUAGCUGUGUUACCGAAGAAAUGCCGCGUCGUGCAGUGCCGAAACCACCUUCGAAGCAGACUGAAGAACGUACGAAAUCUGGCAAGCGAAGAAUCCAGCCAACGUUUGUUGCUUCGGUUACUGUUCCGGAAGCUGCUGAGCCAACGUCCGUCGCUACCGCUACCAGUGAAGGACCUGAUGGGCCAACGCAGCCAUCUUCUGUGCAUCUUUCGGCGUGCCCUUCGAAAAGUAGUGGCCGAGUGGAUGAUGUUGAAAAAAUGGAUACUUCAUCAGGUAUCGAUAAACCAGUGGGCACGCAACCAGAGCCAUCUGGAACUGAACAGAAAUUACCUCAGCUCUUAGCAAAGCCCGCACCGGAAUUCGCAGAAGCCUUACCAGCUUCUUUGCAUGAAAAUCGUUCUAUUAUUUUUCCCAUUCCACAGAAGAAGCGGUCGCUGUCAGUUUCACUUCCUCCGGUAAGCUAUUUUGUGCGACAGUAUGUUAUUAUCUAUUAUUUUCGCAGAUUUUUUGAAAUAAAAAAGCAGCAAAACUAA
Messenger RNA from Gongylonema pulchrum, 972 nucleotides. The record is from the annotation of a GenBank genome assembly. Lineage: Eukaryota; Metazoa; Nematoda; Chromadorea; Rhabditida; Gongylonematidae.